CACACGCUAGUUAAGUGACAGGGCGCUAAUAGGAAACGAAAGUAAAGCUGAUUUUUCUUGUGUGACAUAAGAGAGCGGGACACUUCUCUGAGCAUGCUCGUCUGUGACAUCUGCACCCAGGAGGUGGCCUCUGAGGCAGACAUGAAGAGCCAUCUGCAGCUUGAACACAUUGAGCAGGAAGCAUCUUGUCCUGUCUGUACCAUUGGUGGACUAACUUAUGAUGAACUGAAUCUCCAUAUGCUCACAGCUCAUGUUGACAUUGACGGUUCCUUGGAUGCUGAUCAUGUCAACAGUAAGCCAUACUGUAUUUCAACCAAGGGAAUAUAUGAUUCAUCCAACUCAGGAAAAUGUGCUGACCCACCAUCUGAUUGUAGAAGACAGUAUCUACUCAUGGACAAGGGCACCCCAAAUAACCAACACUCAGGAUUUGUACAGUCAGAUGGUAUUGUCAGGGAUCCACACUGUGUUAACAUCUCUGAUAAAACCAACUUGUGUUUUAAUGCUGCAUCUUCUUGCUUCUCAUCUGGUUUAUCUAGAGAUUCUUGUGGGCAAAGCAGCUCUCAAAAUCAAUACAAUAACUGUGAACCUUCUCCUUGUGAAAUUGGCACUUUACUGGACUGUCCUUUUUGUUGUGAAGUUCAAAUCUCUGUUGAAGCUCUUGAAGAACAUGUCCAAACGGAACACACUGAGCUCCUGGAAACACCCACCAAAGAUACCCAACGACAAUUUGAAUGCCCCAUGUGUUCCUUGAUUUGCGCAAAUUGCAAGAUUCUAGAAGAACACGUAAACCUGCAUUUAGAGGAAAACCCAUACAAUGAAGUGGCUUCAUCCAAGAGCUCUGUGGAUUUAAAUUUAGCCAUACAGCUCCAGGAAGAGGAAGAUAAAAGAAGAAGAGUUGAAGAAUCACAAAGAGAGGAGGAGGAAUUUAAAAAACUACAGAGACAAUUUGGUUUGGACAAUUCCGGAGGCUACAAGCAACAGUCCCUACAAAAUAUGGAAAAGGCAGUAGCAAGGGGAAGAAUGCAGCCCAUUGAUUUUCAUAUACAGAAAGCACAAAUGAUGGAGUCUUUAGCUACUGGUAUAGAUGAUGGAAGAACAAAGACAUCAGGUGUUUUGGAAGCUUUGCUCAGGUAUUAUCGCAGUAAUGCUGCGGAAGUAAACCGUGUUUGGCUUAGUUCACCAUUAGAUCACUUUAGCGCCUCUACAGGGGACAAAGGAUGGGGAUGCGGAUUCAGAAAUAUACAAAUGUUGCUUUCUUCACUUUUGUUGGAUGACACGUAUAAAAGCCAAUUGCAAGAAUGUAGAUCCGUUCCUUGCAUUCCAAAACUCCAGUCUAUGAUUGAAGGUGCCUGGAAGGAAGGAUUUGAUCCUCAAGGUGCAUCACAUUUUAAUGGGAAAUUACGUGGUACCAAGGCUUGGAUUGGAGCAUGCGAAGUGUAUUGCUUACUCACGUCCUUACAUUUGAA
Bombina bombina (fire-bellied toad) is the source of this 1466-nucleotide messenger RNA. RefSeq names its product zinc finger containing ubiquitin peptidase 1 (gene ZUP1). NCBI's taxonomy places the organism in Eukaryota, Metazoa, Chordata, Amphibia, Anura, Bombinatoridae. The record is from RefSeq and is a predicted model, not a curated record.